Molecule: messenger RNA, 1420 nt
Organism: Rhopalosiphum maidis (corn leaf aphid)
Lineage: Eukaryota; Metazoa; Arthropoda; Insecta; Hemiptera; Aphididae
Product: JNK1/MAPK8-associated membrane protein
Exons: 7
Coding region: 359-1366 (335 amino acids)
Biological process (GO): response to unfolded protein
Cellular component (GO): membrane
Molecular function (GO): ubiquitin protein ligase binding
Source: RefSeq, a predicted model, not a curated record
UGAGGAUAGAACUGUGAUCAAAAUUAUUUUAAUAAUAAGUAAAUAAUUAUAAUAAAAUAAAAUAUUAGUACUAUGUAAAUAAUUUAUUUAGUCAACAUUUUAUAUUUUAAUAUACUGUUUCGACUUUUGUGGCUACUGCCCACCAGCACUUUUAAAAACAUUUAAUAGUGUUCUACUGUUCUGAACGUUGUUAUUUUGAAACAAAGUAUACACUAUGACGGCCGACAAUAAAGCUUUUUAGGAUGAAUGAUGGUUUGUGCUGAUACACAGCUGAAUAUUUAGUACACAACUAAUACAUUUAUAUAGCUUGAUGUAUAACAUAAUCAUAUAAAAUUUGUGUUCACUCUGGCCAGCUGUAAUGGGAGAUUAUUAUCAACAUUUUCUUAAUAAUCAUAACAAUAUUGAUCAUAUACUCGAACUGAGAUGUCCAGGUUACUAUUGUGGUCGAAGAGAUUUGGGUAAUGGACGUACAAGUGAUUGUGGUUCAUGCCCAUCUGGUACAAAAGUAAAUUCAUUUCAUAUUUGUCAACCAUGCACAGAUUCACCAUCAUCAUAUGAUUACAUGUAUCUCUUAUUCAUGGCGACUGUGCCUUUAUUAUUUCAUGCUGUGUACAUAGAUCUGUCUUUGUCAUCAAUAGUAUGGGCUUUCAAAGGAAAAAGUGGAAAUUCUCAGAAAAAAACAAAAACGAAAAUUAUCUUAAAUAUAUCUGCAAUAUUGGAAAUAUUUAUUGCAGCGGCUUUAGCAGUCCUAGUUGUAGAUCCUAUUGGCCAACUAUGGAUUCGAUCGUGUCGUACACAGUGGCUAUCUGAUUGGUACACAGUUUUGUAUAAUCCAACACCGGAUUACCGUGAAUCAUUAAGAUGUACUCAAGAAGCCGUGUAUCCAUUAUAUUCCAUGAUUUUUAUUUUUUAUUUGGCUUGUAUAAUUGUUUUACUUACGAUACGUCCUUUGCUCUCUGCUUAUUUUAAUCUUAACAGAGGGGCCUAUUUAAAAACUAUAUAUGCUGGAUUAUAUUUCUUUCCCAUAGCAGCUAUAAUUCAUGCAUUCUUAGGAGGCAUUGUUUACAUCACGUUUCCUUAUAUUGUAAUUGUUGUUUCUGUAAUAUCAAGCGCAAUUCAUUUUGCUACAGAAAUAAAUCAGUCUGCAAAAUAUUUGAUUGUGAACACUGUAUGUGUACCAAGAAACAUACUUAUCGUAGCUGUUCAUUGGGUCAGUCAUGGAUUUGGUAUUGUAGCCAUAACUCAGUUGGAAAAUCCACCAGUUGACUAUGCUUUAUUGUUACUUAUUCCUUUACCAACUCUUUUCUAUAUAGCAACUACACGCAUAAGCGAACCAUCGAAAAUACUUGUAUUGUAUUGUAAUUAGUCAGUUGAUUGUUUCAAAUUAAAAAAAGAAAUGAACAAAUUUACAAUUAUUAAC